This is a messenger RNA of Neolamprologus brichardi, 1097 nucleotides long. NCBI's taxonomy places the organism in Eukaryota, Metazoa, Chordata, Actinopteri, Cichliformes, Cichlidae. The record is from RefSeq and is a predicted model, not a curated record.
ACCCCAAAGCCAACAGGGAGAAGAUGACACAGAUCAUGUUUGAGACCUUCAACACUCCUGCCAUGUACGUGGCCAUCCAGGCCGUGCUGUCGCUGUAUGCUUCUGGUCGUACCACAGGUAUUGUGAUGGACUCGGGUGACGGUGUCAGCCACACUGUGCCCAUCUACGAGGGCUACGCUCUGCCUCACGCCAUCCUCCGUCUGGAUCUGGCCGGCAGAGAUCUGACAGACUACCUGAUGAAGAUCCUGACAGAGCGAGGCUACAGCUUCACCACCACUGCCGAGCGUGAGAUCGUGCGUGACAUCAAGGAGAAGCUCUGUUACACGGCUCUGGACUUUGAGCAGGAGAUGCAGACAGCAGCUUCCUCUUCCUCCCUGGAAAAGAGCUACGAGCUUCCUGAUGGACAAGUCAUCACCAUCGGCAAUGAGCGGUUCCGCUGUCCCGAGGCGCUCUUCCAGCCUUCGUUCAUUGGUAUGGAGUCGGCUGGUAUCCACGAGACGACCUACAACAGCAUCAUGAAGUGCGACGUGGACAUCCGUAAGGACCUGUACGCCAACACCGUGCUGUCCGGUGGCACCACCAUGUACCCCGGCAUCGCCGACCGCAUGCAGAAAGAGAUCACUGCCCUGGCCCCGCCCACCAUGAAAAUUAAGAUUAUCGCUCCCCCCGAGAGGAAGUACUCCGUCUGGAUCGGUGGCUCCAUCCUGGCCUCGCUCUCGACUUUCCAGCAGAUGUGGAUCAGCAAGCAGGAGUACGAUGAGUCCGGCCCCGCCAUUGUUCACCGCAAGUGCUUCUAAAAUGCUUCCAUGCUCCUCCCCCUCCGCCCUUGCAGGAGUCGCCGUACUUCCACUGUCCCAGCUACACGUGCGUCUGGUUUGUCUCGCGUGGACACGCCUGACGAUGCUGUGAACACGACGGAUCAGGUUUAAGUGUUACAGUAAACGUUUCACUUCAACCACAUUUCAAACACACUUAGCAAUUUGAGUCCAGUUUGAGCUGUUGCAAAGUGUCAGACAGGAAUUUCCACUGCAUCUCUCUGGUCAUGAAACUCUACAAACUGUUAAAGUCUUUCAAUAAAAUAUCAUUUAUUUACUUAA